Molecule: messenger RNA, 2007 nt
Organism: Chenopodium quinoa (quinoa)
Lineage: Eukaryota; Viridiplantae; Streptophyta; Magnoliopsida; Caryophyllales; Amaranthaceae
Exons: 5
Coding region: 249-1571 (440 amino acids)
Source: RefSeq, a predicted model, not a curated record
UCAUUUUAACUCCGUUUAUUUUCAACCGUCAAAAACGACCUCUCUUUCUCUUAUACCCAAAAACCAUAAACUAGAAUCAGAAUCUCUCUCCUCUCUCUUCUGUGGCGCCUUCUCACUUGCAGUUUCUUAAGAAUUUUUUUUGGUCUUUUGGAAUAUAUGUGAUUGGUUCUGUUGGCGCUAUAUGUGGUCAAGGGGCAAACUUCUUUGAUUGCUAGCAGCUGAAAAUUGGAACUGGUGUAUGAGCAAAUAUGGGAGCUGCUUGUUGCGUUGCUUCUAGAGACAAAGCCAUACAACCAGGAUCUAGUGGUGAAUUUCUGCAUAGAAAUUUUAGGCAUUCUCCAACUUGGAGUUUUCGAUGGGAUAGUCGAGUUGGGGUAGCUGGUGAAGAUACUUCCGUAGGCUGGUUGUCUGAUGUUGCUAGUAGGAAUGAUGGCUUGGAUGUGAAAUCUGCAACUGAUGUGUCAGCACAGGUGUCAGAUGGAGGUAGUUCAUUGGAGAGUUAUCGAACAGGAGCAUGGCGCAAAUCUCCAGUGAACCAGGAUACGACUAAGAGCCUAAAAACAUCUGCCUCAGGUGAAUCUGCUGGGAGGAAUGCCUGUACUGAGGUGAAACAAUCUACAGAAUCUCCACCGUUAUCAGACCCUGCUUCUGUUAAACUAUCACCCUCAGUUCAUACAACAUCUUCUGUAUGCAUGUCACCAGUCUCAUCCCAAAGCCAUCCACCUCCACCAUCACCAACCCCAUCCAGAUGGGCCCGAGGUUCGCCAGCUCACGAGCUUGCCCAUCAGGCAUCUGAAAGCCAUAGUUCUGGGAGAAAUUCACCGAGUAAUAACUCUGUUUCUGAAGAAGGGCAGGUGCCAUUUGGAAACUCUGCUGUAAGCAAUGUGUCAACUCGGGGAUCCUAUGGAAGGUCCUCUGAUGGUUGGUCAGCUCAUGCCUUCUCAGAACUUAUGUCGGCCUCACAGAGAGAACGUUGGUCUUUUGAUAGUGAUUCCUGCAGCUUUCCUCAUGAUAAAUUGUGUAAAACAAGUGUUCGUAAUUCCCGGUCAAUCUCUAUUGAUUUUCAAACAUGUGGUAUUUGCUCCAAGCUCUUGUCUGAGAAGUCACCUUGGAGCACCCAAAAAUUUAUUGCGGGUAAUGAAUUAUCUGUUGUAGCUGUUUUAAUAUGUGAGCAUGUAUACCAUGCUGAGUGCUUGGAGACCAUAACGCCCGAAGUUAAUAAAUAUGAUCCUGCCUGCCCGGUUUGUACAUUUGGGGAGAAGCAAACUUUGAAAUUAGCUGGGAAAAUGCUGAAGGCAGAAAAGGAUUUGAAAGCUAGGAGUAGCAAGAAGUCAAGGAAUCGGGUUGUAGAUACCAAUGCCUCUUUUGAUUUUGAUUCUUGGAAGAGAAGUGCUGGUGCACAUGAAGGGAAGAGUCCCAAGCUUGGCAACAGCUCUAGCUUGAAGAUUUCUGCCGCAAAGCCUUUUUUAAAGCGGCAUUUCUCCUUUGGAUCAAGGGGCAACAAGUCUGCUUCGGAAAGCCCAUCAAUAAGGAAAAAGGGAUUGUUUUGGGCUAAGUCUAGCAGGGAAUAAGCCUUGCAGCUUGGUUUGAAAGAUCGGAGGUUCUCUGUGAGUUUGUUACUUGCGUAACAUGAUGACAAACUUGGUGACACAAAAUACAAAGCGGAAGCUGAAUAUGGCUCGCGUUUUAGGUAUCAAUUGAUUUGAUAUAUCUUCUCUGAUAUAAAGGGUUUAGUAUGGUGAUAUGACAUUGUAAAGAAGGAAAUAUAGGAUAUAAAGUAUGAUAGGAAGUUAUAGGUAGGGAAAUCAAGUUGGCAGGUGAUUUAUGAGGGUUUUGAUCUUUAUUCAUGUUAUGUACAUUUAAAUUUGUUUGAAACAAGAAUUCAAUUAUGUUUCAAAAGAAAUCGUUCUCUUUUUUACUCGAGUCAUAUGAUAGACUUAGUUGUUAUAAAUUGUAAAAUCCCUACUAUGUGAACAUGCAACCAAAGGGUGCAUAUUUUUCAAUCAA